Aspergillus mulundensis is the source of this 1200-nucleotide messenger RNA. Its product is annotated as checkpoint protein HUS1 family protein. Bases 1 to 1200 code for a protein of 399 amino acids. Gene Ontology annotation, cellular component: checkpoint clamp complex; site of double-strand break; nucleolus. Gene Ontology annotation, biological process: telomere maintenance; meiotic DNA integrity checkpoint signaling; double-strand break repair via homologous recombination. The record is from RefSeq and is a predicted model, not a curated record. The transcript has 5 exons. Lineage: Eukaryota; Fungi; Ascomycota; Eurotiomycetes; Eurotiales; Aspergillaceae.
AUGCGUUUCCGCACUCAAGUGGUCAACACCGCCACUCUUACCAAACUAGUCGGCUCCCUAUCAUCCCUCGGCAAACUCUGCUGGAUGCGCCUGGAGGAGUCUGUCGUGCGCUUCACCAUAAUCCCUGACCAAGGAACGCAAGUAUGGGCGCAAUUGCCUGUUGAGUCCAUCUUCGAAGACACAGACUACACGCUCGAGUCCAACACAGGCGUAAUAAACCUUGAAGUCCCGCUCUCCGCGCUCCAUCGCGCAUUACGCUCCGCGGCAGGCGCGAAAUGGGUGCAGCUGCGGCUCACGAAGAAGGGCAAGGUGCCGCUUUUAGCACUGACUAUCAGGACGAAGAGCUGGACCAAGGGGGCGAAUCCGUUGGGGAUCGGGAAUGGCAGUGACGCCGCACCCGUUUUGUCAUCAGAGGAGGCAGGGACAGGCACAGGCACAGGAGCAGGCGCAGGGACAGGGACAGGGACAAGGGCGGGCUCAAUGGGUCCCCCAGCAGCACCAGCCUCAGCAACAGGUCGGCGCGAACGCGAAACCUUCAUCACGCAAGAAGUCCCCGUAAAGGUCAUGCACGAGAGCGCGGUUGAGGGAUUGCAUGAACCGCACUGCCGCGAUCCAGACGUCCACAUCAUCUUGCCCGACCUAUUCCAAUUAAAGAGCAUCUCAGAGCGCUUUACAAAGCUAGCAGCAGACUCUACGCCCAAGGCUGCAGCCGCUGCAGCCGUAACGUCGAUAACGACGGACUCAGGGCCACUCGGUGGCGCAGCUACCGGCAUUUCGCCGAAACUGGAGCUCUCGGCGAACAUGCAUGGCUCGCUGCGUCUUGCUGUUGCAACAGAUACACUGCGCAUCUCGAGCGUGUGGAGUGACCUUCACAAUCCUGCGCUUGAUCCUAGUCAGCUGUCGCAGAGCCAGAUGGAUCAAUUGCCUAGUGAGCGGAUGAAGGCAUUUGCGGGGGAUGAUGAGGCUGGGUGGGCGAAGGUGAGAGUUGAUGGGAGGGAUUGGGCGAAGGUACUUAGUGUUGGGAGGAUGAAUCCGAAGGUUGUUGCUUGGUGGCAACGAGAUGCGUGGGCUGGAUUGCUGAUAAAUCGGUUGACAGGCUUCAUCCAUGAGACAGCGCUGGUCCUUUAUGUCUAUCCUCCUAGUGGAUAUGAUGAGGAGGAUUCUUGUCUAACGUACUAUAUCAACUCCUAUAUGAAUUAA